ACUCAGGGGGUUAGAAGCUAGACAAUUCACUUUCAAGUUUGGAACUCCACAACUAGAAAGUAGAAACAUUUAACUCUCAUUACCUCAAAUAACCGGUUUUUACCUCCCUCACACCAUUGUAGCAACCAGAUCUGUCACUGGAAACUGCCGUGUUCAUCCACUUCUCCACCAACGCAGGAAAAAAAACUAUUACAAAGAGACAUUAACGGAACUUGAAUCCAGAAUCUCCUAUCUAAGUUACCAGGAUGAUAUUCAGAAGCACAGUGUGUGGAAUGGAUAACGAGAAGUUAUCAAAUGAAUUGGACAAAGCAUCUAAGGAAGAUUCUGAAACGAAGGGUAAGCCAAAAUAUGAUAAGUUCAAUGCAGGAGCUGAAAUCACCAAAGACUUCAAAUUCAGUAUUGGAAUGGAGUUUACUUCUCGACACCAGUUUAAGGACGUUGUUCGAGAGCACGAUGUAUUAAAUGGCAGAAAAAUAAAAUUUGCCAAGAUUGAGAAAAGGAGGGUUAAAGCUGUUUGUAAGUUCAACCAAAAAUGUGGAUACAAAGUUAAUGUGAGAAUAGUGAGAAGCAAGGAAACAUUUAGGGUGACGUCACUAUGCCCGAUGCAUACUUGUGGAAUGGUGUUAAAUUUCAAGAGUUCCAGGUCUAAGUGGGUUGCGAAAGUCUUGGUUAAACACAAUAUCAAACAAGAACCUAAAAAGAGGGUAAACACUCUAAGCAAUGUUAAACCAAAUGAAGCAGCAAAGAGAAAAACAAAAAGAAGACGCGAUGCAUGUUAUAAGAAGACAGAAGAAUUAGAGCAACAACAACCAGAAGUGCUUGUUGAUGGAGAGCCUCUCAACCAUAAUCAAGAAGUAUCUGCCGAUGACGAUAUGUUGGCGAAAAACACAUUUGUGGAGCCAAUUUCUGCUAUGUACCAUGUACCAAGUGCUGCUGACCCUAACCCGCCUGUACCAUCUUAUGAAAAGAAAAGAAAGAAAAAGGUUACAAGAAAAUUGGAUUUAUAGAAGGUAAGGAGGACUAGUAAUAGAUUGAGAACCUUGGCCUUCAAAAAAGUAUAUAAUGGUCCUGGAAGAGAUGCAACCUGCCCAAUUGUGAUUAACGAUGAUGAUUAUGAUGAUGACGACGACGACAAUGAGUUAAAUGAUCCGAAAGUUGGAAGUUGCAUGCAUGCCUUAAGAAGUUGGGAUGGAAUUUCCAAAAGCUUGAAAAAAUUCCAUUCCUCUUGCUUUGAUUAGGACUUUUAUGAUACGAAUAACGUGUAUAACUUUUUUAUUACUCUAACUUUUUAUUGUAUUUGUUAUUUUAGGAGAGGCCUAAGGGAAAGACUUUAAGUAAUAUCAAAUCAAAUGAACCACAAAGAAGAAAAUAAAAAGACUCCAAACUCUUGUCCUUUUGAUUUCUUAGAAGAAUUAUAGGCAUUGAGUCUUUUUGUUUUUUUCUUUGUUGGUUCAUUUGGGUUGUCAGACACCAAAGUAAGGAAAAAGGAACAACAUCGUAUUCUUCACAAAACUCAAUGACCAAUAUUCAUCAUCUCUUAAACACUA
Molecule: messenger RNA, 1547 nt
Organism: Medicago truncatula (barrel medic)
Lineage: Eukaryota; Viridiplantae; Streptophyta; Magnoliopsida; Fabales; Fabaceae
Exons: 5
Coding region: 246-1007 (253 amino acids)
Source: RefSeq, a predicted model, not a curated record